This is a messenger RNA of Dibothriocephalus latus, 156 nucleotides long. The record is from the annotation of a GenBank genome assembly. Lineage: Eukaryota; Metazoa; Platyhelminthes; Cestoda; Diphyllobothriidea; Diphyllobothriidae.
UUUGGAUACAGCCUCUUCGAGGUGAUCCUCUUUCUAUCGCUGCCUAUCGCUCUCCUCAAGACCGCCUUCAGUCUGAUUCACCUGUUUGCUGCCUCCAUAAACCUAACUGGCCUGGACAUCGCGAACCGAAAGAAGGAUACGGUGGCCGCAUCGUAG